CGUCCGCCUUAACAGAAGGACAGUUCAACACAGUUUUAAUUUGAACUAAUAGACAAAAUAAUAGACGAAUAGAGGGAAAAAAGUUCUGAACAUUUCUGAAUCAAUCAAACCAGCUUGUAAUCAGUCAGCUGGACUCAGCGGAAAUGGCUAUUUUCUCACUCUGUUGGAUUCUUCUGUCUCAUACUUUCGUCUGUUCAAGUUCCUUUUACGAGGAGACCAUCACACCUCAGCCUGGACAGAACGCCACUCUGACAUGUCAAGCUUCAAAAAACAAGAACAUCAUAGCUGUAGAGUGGAGCAGAGUUGACCUGGGAAAGGAAUAUGUCCUGUUGUACCGGGACGAGAACUUCGAUCCUCAAAACCAGUAUAAAACUUUUGUUAACCGGGUGUAUCUGCAGGACAGACAGAUGAAGGAUGGAAAUGUAACUUUGAUUCUGGAGAAUGUGACGGCUGCUGAUAAUGGAACAUAUGAGUGCCGUGUUGUCCAGGCUCAAAUAAACCGCAGGAAGAGAGCUAAUCUGAAGACUUAUCCCAUCAGCAUCAUCCACCUGAGUGUUGUUGACCCUCCAGGUCAGACAGGAGGACACACAGCCAAUGGAGGGAAGGAGGAUAAAGGGAAGAAGGAUGAACCUACCAGAAAAAAAGCACUGCCAGUCUCUGUGUUAGUCUCUCUGUCAUGUUUUGGUAUGGUGUUGGUUGUGAUUACUGCUUUAGUGCGCUUCCAAAAAUACAAAAAGAAUAAUACCUCUUUCUAUCCAACUGAUAAAGAGGCUGAAGAAUUGGACUGUAAGAAAUCACCCAAUAAAGUCUAUGUUCCAGCAGCAGAAAAUACAAAGUUCCCUGUAGAAUCACAAACCAGCCACACAGGGAGCCACAAGCCAGUGUUCUCUUUUGUGCCGGUCCCAAGCCCGGAUAAAUGGCGAGGGGGGUACUGACAGGAUCCAUUUUGAUUUAAUCUGUCAAAGUAAAUGUUUUGUCACUCAUCCAAGUGACUUCUUCAGUCUCAGCUGACUGCAGGUUUCCCCAAUCUUACAAACAUUUGCAUAAUGACUGAUACUAGCCCACCGUAGGAAUAAUGGCCAGGAGGUCAGUUCCUUAAUCAUAGUUAUGCAUAAUCAUAUUACGGGGAAACUUGCUGUCAGCUGAGACUGAAGAAGUCACUAAGAUGAGUGAAACUUUUGUAGAAAUGAUAAAUAUCAGAGAAUUGUUAAGAAAUAUUGGGGUAGCCCAGGCUUGGCCAACUUCAGGCCUCGAGGGCUGCUGUCCUGCAGGUUUUAGAUCUCAGCCUUGGUCAACACACCUAAAUCAAAUAAUUAGUUUAUUACCUGGCCUCUUGAGAACUUCAAGACAUAUUGAGCAGGUAAUUUAGCCAUUUAAAUCAGCUGUGAUGGAUCAAGAACACAUCCAAAACCUGCAGGACACCGACUCUUGAGGCCUGGGUUUGGACACCACUGGGUUAGCUGGUGUGGACCAGCCAAAGCUGACAUGAACUUACACAAGUAUCAGUGACAAGUACCCGAAGUAGGUUUUAUCCAGAUUAUCCCCUUUUAAUAUGCUGAAUAUACAGGAACCCUGGUUUGAUGCUCCUUUUUGUACAUAACGGUAUAAAUGUGUAAAGACACAUCUAAACUUUUUUCUUCUUUUGAAUGAAUCAAAUAGUUUUUAAUGCAAAAUCAGUAUCAGAUAUCGUGUGGCUGUCAUAUUACUGUAAUACUGAUAAUAAAUCUACUCUAUGUAACUGAAUAAAUUAGUCUAUAUUAAAAAAAUAAAGUGUUGAUUGCAACUAAAAAAAACAAAUGCUAUGCUAAAUGGUUACAAUAAUGUGUAUUAUACAGUUGUAAAUGUAGAUUAUGUUACAUCUUACUGCAUAACACAUUGUGCUGUACUCCAAAUAACCUGGUUUUAAUUUAGAAUAUCUUUUUGAAGUCUUGUAAAGUUUUUCUUUUUAAUUAACAAGCAGAAGUACACGACUCAGCUUCAAAAAAUUCAAAUAAAUAAACU
Molecule: messenger RNA, 2001 nt
Organism: Maylandia zebra (zebra mbuna)
Lineage: Eukaryota; Metazoa; Chordata; Actinopteri; Cichliformes; Cichlidae
Source: RefSeq, a predicted model, not a curated record